GUACAGGGGUAAAAUACUUCCCUCGGGGAGUACGCGUUCGCACCUUUGUUCCGCACAUAAUUGUAAAAAUAUAGAUUUCACAAUGCAAUAAUAUUGUAGGCGUGUGUAACACACACAGUAAAAUAUAAAUACAGAAGCAGCAUUUCACACAUAUUUAACCGGAAAACUUAAGCGCGGCUGUUGACAAAAUAGCCGUAAUUGUGUCGGGAUCUAUGUACUGUACUACUGCAGUAGUACUUCUACUUCCUCUACUACGCAGUAUUUGCAUUUACUGCGCUGUCUCUGUCCUCAGUGAGUACGGUUACAGUUCAUCCGUGAAGUAGAGCUGGACGGCCAGAUUCUUUUCACCCCCAUGCCACCCAAGAGAGACGCAGGGACGACUCCAACAGAACCACCGGUCAAGAUGAUAAAGAUCGGCCCUGACUCACAGGAGUUUGGCUGUGAUCCAGUGGAGGAUAAGUACAGGUUGGCCGAGGAGUCCAGCUACUCUCCUUUUCCCAACAAUGAGCAUGAAACCAUUGAUUUUGAUGAAGAAAAUCUUGGAAGCCCAGAAAUCAGAACAGACACCAUCAGUCUCCUCAUGAAAAUUGAGCAACUGCAGGCACAACUCAAAUAUGAACGCAGAUGUAGAAUUCUGGCCGAGAGAGAACUGAGGGAGUUGAAAGAGAUGAACACUCUCAUGAUGCAGAUGAGGCACACAGCACAUGAACUGCGAGUCACUCUGGAUCACGUUCUCCAAGGAGGCGAGUCAUCAGCGGAGCCGCAGACCUCUCAAGAUGAAAGUGUCUCUUUCCUAACUGAGCCUGGGGCAGAGAUGAGAGAAGAGCUUAAUAUCCCAGAGGAUGAUGACAACUUCUUGUAUCUCUCUGAGCAUCUUCGAGUACCGAAAAAUCUUUACAUACGCAUCGCAGAGAUUUCAGACUACAAAAAGUACACGUCAGCUCUGCUGAUGAUACUUUUUGACAGAGAAACGUUGGCCACACACUCUCUGCAGGGCCGGAGGAACACCUUUACUGGAGAAGAUUGCCACAAACCUCAACUACCACCUGAGAUCUUGAGAAGUUUAAUUGGUCAUGUGGCAGUCAAGUUCGGCGUUGAAAGCAGCCAAAUAAAAAUUGCAAUACGUACAAAGUUGAAUAAUGAGGACAAGCUAUUAAAGAAGAGACUGGGUAUAGGUAAAGCUGAAAACAAAGCUAUGAUUGAUCAAAGCUUUUGCCAAGAUGCUUCACUCCUGCCUGAAAAUGGAGCAAUGGAAAAUGAUUCUCAGUUAUAAUCUUUUAAAUCUGCCUUCAUCUGUUGGUCACCAAUUUUUCAUUAUCUGAUAGAAAUGUGUGACAGGUUGUCUUUUUAAUCUACCUGUAGUCCAUUCAGUAUUGAAAUCUAUCGCUUGAAUGUAGCGUUUUUCAACACUUUUUAGAAUUCUUCCUUUUUCACAGCUGUUGUCUGUCAUGUGUUCAAAAACUGUAAAGUUUAAUCAGGUGACCCAACCAAUACAUUGAACAACACUAUAAAAUGUUGCGUGUAGUCAUCAGUGGUACCAAGUGUUCUUAUUUAAUUUGAAGUAGUAAGUGGCUGUAUCUAAAUCUUCUGUGAAGUCGGCCUUUGUCAAACAUUUGUACUGUUUUACGUUUCAAUCAGCUGACCUUUGUGUGUUUUAAAAGUAGGACAUUUAAAAAAAUGUUUCAAAUAAUAAGGGUGCUAUUUUUACCCAUUUCACAACAAAUUGUACACCAUGUGAUACUGUGCUUCUAGAAUAUUUUUUUUGCAGUUACAAUAUAUGCUGUAAGUAAUAUUUAAUCUUCCCGUUUCCAAAAAAAAGGAACUUGUCUUUUAGUUGUGCUUAACUACACAGGGGACAAUAAAC
Messenger RNA from Anoplopoma fimbria (sablefish), 1864 nucleotides. RefSeq lists its product as uncharacterized. The coding region runs from base 353 to 1273 and encodes 306 amino acids. The transcript is spliced from 6 exons. The record is from RefSeq and is a predicted model, not a curated record. Gene Ontology annotation, cellular component: nucleus. Lineage: Eukaryota; Metazoa; Chordata; Actinopteri; Perciformes; Anoplopomatidae. Gene Ontology annotation, biological process: negative regulation of Notch signaling pathway; positive regulation of neuron differentiation. Gene Ontology annotation, molecular function: DNA binding; transcription corepressor activity.